This is a messenger RNA of Diabrotica virgifera virgifera (western corn rootworm), 1204 nucleotides long. Its product is annotated as persulfide dioxygenase ETHE1, mitochondrial. The coding region runs from base 244 to 1053 and encodes 269 amino acids. Gene Ontology annotation, molecular function: sulfur dioxygenase activity. The transcript is spliced from 5 exons. NCBI's taxonomy places the organism in Eukaryota, Metazoa, Arthropoda, Insecta, Coleoptera, Chrysomelidae. The record is from RefSeq and is a predicted model, not a curated record. Gene Ontology annotation, biological process: glutathione metabolic process; hydrogen sulfide metabolic process.
AGUGUUUAAGAGAGAAAUUACAUCCGUCACGUCACAGAUUAUCUUAGCUUUGACCUUGAAGCGUUGAAACCUAAAUGACCAAUAAAUCAAAAAGUAAAUUUUUACUACUUAAAAGAUAAUAUCUUAUCUCGAAAAUCAUUAGGUAAAUAUAAAUAUCCCACCUUUUCACAAUAUUGACACCAGUGCAUUAGGAAAUUGCCAACUGUCGCAUUGUACGUACUUUAGAGUUAGUUAUUGAUCAAAAUGGUGUUUAAAACCGGGUUAAGACUUUUUUCAAGGAUAAACCGAUCAACAAUUCGUUUCAACCAAGCAAGAAUGAUGAGCGGAAGCCACAGUAACUUCAUUUUCAGACAGUUGUUCGACAAUGUCAGCAGCACGUACACCUAUCUGUUGGGCGAUGCAGUUAGUAAAGAGUGCAUUAUUAUCGACCCGGUUCUGGAGCAUGCUAAACGAGAUUUCCAAUUGACCAAAGAUUUAAAUUUGAAUUUGAUUUAUGCGGUCAAUACUCAUAUGCAUGCCGAUCACAUCACCGGAUCAGGAUAUCUAAAAUGUCUAACAGGAUGUAAAAGCGUCAUUUCGAGAGCUAGCGGAGCACAGGCGGACAUAUUCGUUGACGAAGGAGAUUUUGUACGAUUUGGAAAUCAUAAAAUUAAAGUUCUGAGCACUCCCGGCCACACCAACGGAUGCUGCUCGUUUUAUUGCCAGGAACAGGAAAUCGCCUUUACAGGAGACGCUCUCUUAAUCAGAGGAUGUGGCAGGACCGACUUCCAAGAGGGCGACCCUUCCACUCUAUACCACAGCGUGCAUAAUAAGAUAUUCUCUCUGCCAGCAACCACGCUACUUUAUCCGGCGCACGAUUAUAAAGGCAUGACAGUAACUUCUGUGGCCGAGGAGAAACAGUUCAACCCCCGUUUAACGAAAAGCUUGGAGGAAUUCGUCCGCAUCAUGAACAACCUUAAUUUAAGCUAUCCUAAGCAGAUCGAUAAAGCCGUGCCGGCUAACAAAGUUUGCGGCAUGUACGAUGUCCCGGAGGAUUUAAAGGAUGGCCUGUGAUUUGCUGAAUAAACGUAGGAUUUGAAUAACAAACAAUCUUUAUGAAAAAUGUUUUUAUUCGUAUUUUUAUGUAUAUUUACCAAAUUUGUUAUUAAAUAAACUCUCUUGUGUACUAUUAUUAUUAUACGUACGAUUAAACAUUUUUGAAAUA